UUCGUUUUCCGGACCCUCCCUUUCCCUCCUUUUCUCUCUCCUUCCUUAGAUUCCCCGAUAUUCUACCCCUUCCUCUGCCUCCUGCUGAUGGCGGAAACUUCCUCUCUUUGCUUCUCAAGAUUCUCUCCUGUUCCUUCUGUUUCUCGUUCGAAGAAAUCGAGACCCUCGUCCUCUCUGUUUGCAUUCACCUCUUAUCAGUUCUGGGCUUCACGUCCUCGGCCCUCGCGUCGUCCCUUCCACUUCGCCACAAAAGCCACCGAUUCCGGCAAUGUUUUCGGUGAUGAUUCCUUCGGAUUUUUCCCUUGGUCCGAAGAUGGCGAAAUUCAAUGGAUUCCUGAGGAGAGAGUGACCUUAUUCACUGCUGAUGGGCUGAUUCAGAUUGGAGGCUCCGUGGUUCCUCGUCGUGUUAGGGCUUCAGAUAAGAAACAAAGGAAAACUGCCCAGAGAUUUCAACGAUUCCAAGAGAGUGACUACAUGGAUCCUAAUCAAAGUCUUUGUCUAGGUGCUCUCUUUGAUAUUGCAGCGACUAAUGGGCUUGAUAUGGGCAGAAGACUCUGUAUUUUUGGUUUCUGCCGUUCCAUUGAGAUGCUGAGUGAUGUUGUGGAAGACACAGUCUUGGAGCAUGGUGGGGAGGUUGUUGCUGCAGAGAAGGCAAGCAAAGGUGGUUUGAAUGAGAAGCUAACCAUGACUGUUGCAGUGCCACUGUUAUGGGGGGUGCCUCCAGCUUCAGAGACACUUCACCUUGCAGUUAAAAGUGGCGGAGGGAUUGUAGAGAAGGUCUAUUGGCAAUGGGAUUUCCUAUAAAUAAAUGCUAGAGGUCUCCUGAUCAUUCUUUGUGCUCUGUACAUAAAUUUGUAUCCCGCCAUUCCGAGUUUCGGCUUGAUGGUGAGAGCAUUUUAGUUUCACCCGUCAAGUCGCGGGUUUGAAACGGCACUCUGUGGAACCAAAAUUUGUAUCUCGUGUAUAUCAAUGUACAAAACUGAAAUUUAUCUAUUGGACACUGGUUUCAUGCUAA
This is a messenger RNA of Neltuma alba, 1015 nucleotides long. RefSeq lists its product as uncharacterized. The coding region runs from base 88 to 804 and encodes 238 amino acids. NCBI's taxonomy places the organism in Eukaryota, Viridiplantae, Streptophyta, Magnoliopsida, Fabales, Fabaceae. The transcript has 5 exons. The record is from RefSeq and is a predicted model, not a curated record.